UGGAUGUUGCAGUCAUUCGGACGCAAACAGUGCGCCGGUGAAGUGGCGUACACAGUUUAGGACAUAUAACUCUAUAUUGGUCAAACAGUGAUAAACAAAGUGAAAUAGUCAUGCGGUGGUUUACGAUAACGAGUCUUUUACUAGCAUUGGCUAUAGCCAGCACGACAGCUGAGUGGUCAUGGGGCGGUGAUGCUAAAGACAAAGACGCAGAACCUGAAGAAAAACCCACUGAGUUGCUAGAAGGCGAACAAGCUGCCGAUGCUGACAAGAAAAGCUCCGACUCCGCUGGCACGGUGCUGGACGACAUCGUGGACGAGCUAGUCAGCAACAGACAACAACAAGGCAGGAGUCUGGGCGGAUUCGACGAUGUUUACAGCGAUCCCACUAUUAAGGAAGCAUUGGACUCUGGAGAUGAUGCUGAAGCAAGAAAUUUGAUCAAAGGCCGUCUUUGCACUCUGGGUCUUAUUCAAUGUGAUGAAGAAGAAACCCAAGAAAAGCGCUUCUUGUCACCAGAUGAACUGAUUUAUGCCCAACCAGUUGACAUCAAACCUAUUGGCAAGCCGAUUGCUUCCAUCCCAAUCCGAGGACCUCCCCGAGCAUAUGGACCAGCCAAACCCAUGCCACCUUACUUGUCACGUCCCCAAAAGAUCCCACCAAAGCGAGUUGGAUAUGGAGGACCGCCCAAUGUACGCCCUGGAUUCUCUGAAAAGUACGGACAGGUUUCCGGUAGCAACUUCCAAUUCUCACAAAGCAAUGGAUUGUACGGUGGUAGCGAAGGAAACUAUGUAACCAGACCCCCGGCCUAUGCAAACGAGAGCCCAUACAACUUCGAAAACACAAAACCACAUUACAACAAAGUCCCUCCGACGCAAACCAACACAAAAACCGAUGUUGUACAACAACAUGUCCACCAUCACUAUGUACACAGUGAUGGCGACAAAGACCCUAAAGUGAUAAUCAAGCCUGUUGCCAUACCGGUUGGGUCCGUAGGACACCUUGGUGCUCAAUCUCUCUCCCAGCAACAGACCGACAUAAUCACCGCUGGCGGCGGCGACUACAGCGGCUUCAGCUCUGGUGGCUUUAAACCUAUGACCGACGGUUUCUCACCUAUUAGCAAACCAGUGUAUGAAGCUGACACAAUCUAUGGCUCUCAGUAUGGUAACAAGGGAAACAGUAACGGUAACAAGGGAAACAGCUUUUUAUCUCAGUCUUUGCCGAACCAAUACUCCAACUCUGAUUUUGAUGCUCAGAAAUACGGCAACACCUUGGGCGCGUUUUCCUCCCACAACAACGAAUUUUAUAAGAAAGAAUUGCAUGUAGGAUCUGGUAACAAUUUGUACCAACAAGGCCCGGCCACUUUUGGACAGGGUGACUCUUAUCAGGAAAACUAUCAUGAAGCCAAAGCCCAAGGAUUUGAAUGCGUCUGUGUCAAUUACGACCAAUGUCCCAGCCAAGAGAUCAUUGGCCGCAGAGAUGAUCUGUACCUGCCUAUCGAUCCUCGUAACAAAGGAAGUGAGAUAGUUGCUCUCACGGACGAACAAAUAGACAAUAUCACUAAUGCUGACGCAAACGAAACUAAAACCGAAACAACUACGACUGAAGCCAGCGUUAAGAAAGUAAGCAAGCGUGAAACCAAGAACGAAAAAGAAGACAAAAUUGAAAAGGAAGCUGAACCGCGCCUCAUUGGACUGGCCGGCUACGGCGGCAAUGGCGGCCAAAGCAACAAACAAGUGCAGCCCACGUUUGGUGUUUCUUUUGGGUUGCCCCAGCCUUCCCAUGGUGGUUACCCCGUCAAUCCUUUUAACUCAAAUCCCCUCCAGAAUCCCUAUGGUCCAGCCUUAAACAGCGGCGGUCUUAAUCUAGGCCUCGUCUCCGUUAAUCCGUUGCUAGCCGUACAAGUUACCAAAAAUGAUUACGGUGAAAAGAUUGUCAAACCCUUUGUAAACUUGCACGUAACACCUAAUGAACAUGUUGUCAAUAAAAUUGGCACUUUGUUCCACGAGAAAAAACAAUAUUUGUUAAAUAAGCACGAACAUUAUCACCAUUACAAUCCUCACCAUCAUGAGUAUUAUCACCAUAAACCUGCACUGCACUAUGGUCCCCACAUACCACACGGACCGCAUUACGAACCACAUGGGCCCCACUACGGACCGCAUGGACCUCCUUUUGAACCCCAAUAUGAAAAUCAUUUCCCGCGCCCGCCGCACAAUACUUUCGGGCCAGUGUAUUCUCCCCACUAUGGCUACGCUGAGGCCGGUUAUUUUAAACAAAAUCAAUUCAAUGCUCCGCCUACAGCGGCAGCUGGUAAUGAUGACUAUUAUGAUGAUGAUAAUACUAAUCAUAACGAAGGGACUGACUUCCAUAAUCCUUAUGAAAAUGGAUAUGACAGUUACGGGUUCGGAAGAACCGCCAAUGCUAGUGUAGAUAGAAUGCAAGGAAAAUAUGCAGGCCGCUAUGGAUACUCUCGUUCCCUUUCCCUUCCUAACGGUCCUGGGGCAAACCGGGGAAGCCAAACAGUCCGCUUUCCUGAGAAUAGAAAGAAGAGGGAAGUCACUGUUGAGCAAUCUAAAAGCGAAAAAAUCGAAGAGCGUCAAGGAUAUUUCGGUAACCGACCUCAAGUACAACAAUGCAGACCCAAUCAAGUUUGCUGCCGUAAACCAUUCCGUCCUCAAGCAGCCAACCGCGGUCAAUGUGGUGUCAGGCAUUCCCAGGGUAUUAAUGGACGAAUCAAGACUCCUUCAUACGUUGAUGGUGAUAGUGAAUUUGGAGAAUACCCGUGGCAAGUGGCUAUUCUAAAGAAGGACCCUAAAGAAUCUGUGUAUGUUUGCGGCGGAACUUUAAUUGACGGAUCCCACAUUAUGACUGCUGCUCACUGCGUUAAAUCAUACAAAGGCUUCGAGCUACGAGUGCGCCUUGGAGAAUGGGAUGUUAACCAUGACGUCGAAUUCUUCCCUUACGUCGAGAGAGAUGUACUCUCCGUCCACGUGCACCCAAUGUACUACGCUGGUACCUUAGACAAUGAUCUCGCUAUACUCAAGCUAGAACAACCCGUCGAUUGGACCAAAUACCCGCACAUCAGCCCAGCUUGCCUGCCCGAUAAAUACACUGACUACGCCGGCCAGAGAUGUUGGACCACUGGUUGGGGCAAAGACGCUUUUGGCGACAACGGAAAAUACCAGAACAUACUAAAGGAGGUCGAUGUUCCGAUUCUACCGCACGGUGUUUGCCAGAAUCAGCUUAGACAGACGAGAUUGGGUUACAACUACGAAUUGAACCCCGGUUUCUUGUGCGCCGGUGGCGAAGAGGGCAAGGAUGCGUGCAAAGGUGACGGUGGCGGCCCGCUGGUGUGCGAGCACGGUGGCACAUGGCAGCUGGUCGGAGUCGUGUCGUGGGGUAUCGGUUGCGGUCAGCCCGGCGUACCCGGCGUCUACGUGAAAGUCGCUCAUUAUCUAGACUGGAUCUCACAGAUCACGGGAAAGUUUUCUCCCUACUAAACUUGUCACACAAUUCUCACUGAGGACUGAACAUUCUUAGUACUAUUUAUUACUAGGUCCUAGAUUAAUUUAAUAUUUAUGGUUAUAUUUAAAUCGUAAUUAACUUUGGAGGUAAUAUCCAAAGAGUCUGAGUAAUUGCUUGUGCAGAUUAUUUUGUGUAUUAUAAAUUGUAAACAUAAAUAAAUGUUUGUAUGAAAAGUA
This is a messenger RNA of Leguminivora glycinivorella, 3695 nucleotides long. RefSeq lists its product as uncharacterized. Gene Ontology annotation, biological process: proteolysis. The transcript has 6 exons. The record is from RefSeq and is a predicted model, not a curated record. Gene Ontology annotation, molecular function: serine-type endopeptidase activity. The coding region runs from base 111 to 3494 and encodes 1127 amino acids. NCBI's taxonomy places the organism in Eukaryota, Metazoa, Arthropoda, Insecta, Lepidoptera, Tortricidae.